Molecule: messenger RNA, 1243 nt
Organism: Trichechus manatus latirostris (Florida manatee)
Lineage: Eukaryota; Metazoa; Chordata; Mammalia; Sirenia; Trichechidae
Gene: F2RL3
Product: F2R like thrombin or trypsin receptor 3
Exons: 2
Coding region: 55-1242 (395 amino acids)
Biological process (GO): positive regulation of Rho protein signal transduction; thrombin-activated receptor signaling pathway; phospholipase C-activating G protein-coupled receptor signaling pathway
Cellular component (GO): plasma membrane
Molecular function (GO): thrombin-activated receptor activity
Source: RefSeq, a predicted model, not a curated record
UAUCUGUGGGCAGUAAGCUGAGGGGCCCAGACCGCCAAGCCUGUUAGCAGUGACAUGUUGGGGCUCCUGCUGCUCGGGGCCUUGAUACUAGGGCUCAACCCUGCUGGCGACACCCGCACCCCCAGCGUCUAUGACGAGACCUCCGAGGACUGGAGCACAGGUGUGGCUGAUGACCACCCAGAGGUGACGGCCCCGCACCCGCCCUGCCCGCGCAGCUUCCCCGGCCGCCUCUGCUCCAACGACAGCAACACCCUGCUACUGCCGGACAGCUCACAGACGCUCCUGCUAGGCUGGGUGCCAACGCGCCUGGUGCCCGUGCUCUAUGCGCUGGCUUUGACUCUCGGGGUGCCGGCUAACGGGCUGGCGCUGUGGGUGCUAGCCACGCGCGUGCCGCGCCUACCCUCUACACUGCUGCUCGCGAAUCUGGCGGCCGCCGACCUGCUGCUGGGCCUGGCACUGCCGCCACGCAUCAUCUACCAUCUGCGCGGCCAGCGCUGGCCCUUUGGCGAGGCUGCCUGCCGCCUGGCCACAGCCGCGCUCUACGGCCACAUGUACGGCUCACUGCUGCUGCUGGCUGCUGUUGCCCUUGACCGCUACCUGGCCGUAGUGCACCCGCUGCGCGUCCGCGCUCUGCGCGGCCUGGGUCUGGCCACCGGGCUCUGCGCCGCCGCCUGGCUGGCGGCCACCGCGCUGUCGCUGCCUCUCGCACUGCAGCGACAGACCUUCUGGUUGGCCGGCGCGGGCUCGGACCACCACCUGCUAUGCCACGACGCGCUGCCACAAGAAGCGCAGCUCUCGCACUGGCGGCCUGCCUUCGCCUGCCUGGCGCUGCUUGGCUGCUUUACGCCGCUGCUUGCCAUGGUGCUGUGCUACGGCGCUACGCUGCGCGCGCUGGCCGCCGGCGGCAGGCGCUAUGGUCAUGCGCGGCGCCUGGCAGCCCUUGUGCUGGCCUCGGCCCUGGCCUUCUUCGUGCCCAGCAAUGUGCUGCUGCUACUGCACUACUCGGACCCCGGACCGCGCGCCUGGGGCAACCUCUACGCCGCCUAUCUGCCCAGCCUGGCGCUCAGCACCCUCAACAGCUGCGUGGACCCCUUCGUCUACUACUAUGUAUCGGCCGAGUUCCGUGAAAAGGUGCGCCAUGCGCUCCGUCGACUGGCGCCUGGAAACGCUGGCGGGAGUUCCAAGGCCUCCGGGGAAGGGGGCGGUGCGGGGACCGGCACCCCCUCUACUUCGUUGGUGUGAC